Messenger RNA from Acaulospora colombiana, 2055 nucleotides. NCBI's taxonomy places the organism in Eukaryota, Fungi, Glomeromycota, Glomeromycetes, Diversisporales, Acaulosporaceae. The record is from the annotation of a GenBank genome assembly.
AUGCCACGAGGUGACUCUGGAUACAUGAGCUUUGAUGAUGAUUCAGAUAUCUUUGAGAAAGUAAAUGAAGAAUUAAAACAACUCCAGGAGCUUUGUAGAAUACGACAUUCACAAUCGUCAAUUUGUAAAACGAAAGGUGGUGCAUCGAGUCGAAACACUUUUAAUUUAACGCACAGUCAUGGUGAUAAUGUGACACCUCCCCCGAGAAUUGGAUCGCUAAUUCACAUACCUGACAAAAGGAUUCCCACUGAACCAUCAUCAGAGGCAUGUUCAAGUAAUCGAUCACACCUUUCCCACCCUUCGUCCGAACAACGCCAUUCAGCUCCUAGCUCUCCACCUUUGUUGCCUUUAUCAAGACAUCCAAUGUCUAUGCCGGUGUCUGGAUUAACGACGCCAAUUCAUCGGGCACAGGGCCGCGGUCAAAUUACAUCCUCGGAAUUCGACGCCUGUGAAGUAAAGCAAACGAUCCCGAGGCAUCCAAUGUCUAUGCCAAUAUCCGGAUCAACGACACCAAUUUGUCGAGCAAUAGCUUCACAGAGUUGUAACCAGGUUACAUCCGGUACACAUAAAGUUGCCCCUAGCUCCUCACCGCCAUUACUUCCCCUACAAAGACAUCCUCUUUCCAUGCCGGCAUCAGGGUCAACGACACCGAUUCAUCGAGAAACAUCGCAAUCAACAUCCGAUGCACAUAAAAUAAGACAGGCAUUGUUGACCCACCGGAAGUUGAUACUUCCGGAAGUACCUCCGGAACUUCUUGACAUGCCCGAAUCUCCGUCCUCUCCGUCACCACCUUUAAAAAAUAUAGAGGAAAUUCCACUGUCACCGUACGAUUUCCGGGAUCUCAUUGAGCAAUAUUAUGACGAUCUGGAUGAAAUGGAUACGAAGCUUUCGGAAGAAAUGGCAGCAAAGAAUCGCAAGCGUGGAGCCGCCGUGAGAGAAAUUGUUACCACCGAGAGAACCUAUGUCGACGGUUUAAACAAAUGUGUGGAAUAUUUUCUGAAACCCUUACGAGAUAGUUGCCAAAAAUCAAACCACAGGCACACACUCUUGUCCGCUAAACCGGUGGUCACAUUGGAUGAAAUAUCCUUAAUAUUUGGUAAUAUUGAAAUGAUAUUAUCGUUGCACCAACAACUACUCAAAUCCCUGGAGGAGAGGUGCUCCAAAUGGAGUUCCACGGAAUUGAUCAGCGACAUCUUCCUGCAAAACGCACCCUUUCUUAAGAUGUACACGGCAUAUGUAAGAGAUUUCGCACGCGCAAUACAACUCACAGAACGACUCAAGAAAGGAAACAAGGAUUUUAGAAAGUUCUUGCAGUCUGCCCAAGCAAAACCUGAAUUAGGAGGGUUGCCUUUCAAUUCUUACUUAAGUCUUCCUAUACAAAGAAUUCCACGGUACAAGUUGUUAUUGGAAGCCUUACUAAAACACACCGAAGAAUCUCACCCCGAUUACCCCAACCUCGAAAAUUGUGUGAAACAGAUCACGGUCAUCGCAGAUGAGGUUAAUGAAAAGAUAAAGGAUGCCGAAAAUCAAAACAGAGUUUUGGAGAUUCAAUCCAAAGUCGAAAGAUGCCCUAUCAUAGUCAAUCCCGCGCGAAGAUUUAUUUGCGAGGGAGAUCUAUUUAAAGUCACGUAUCAACAAUGUGUGGCAAAGAAAUCAUCAUACAUUGUACCAUCGACCGAGACACAAACGCAUUACUUAUUCAAUGAUCUCCUGGUGCAUUGCCGUAAAAUUCAAGGGAAAAUUGUAUAUGACGAACAGAUUGAUUUGAAUUACGCAUCGGUUGUAGAUAUUGAAGAUAGAUCAUCAGAUAAACCGUGCAGCUUUAAAAUAGUUUACAAGACACCGAAAGAGGAAAGGCAUCACAUAGUUAGGGCUUUGGAUGAAUACACGAAGUUAGACUGGAUGUUAAAACUUGACGAUGCUAUUAUGGCCCUGAAAAACGGGAUCAACGGAUCAUACAAUGCUGAUGGGAGGAAAUUAAUACCAAUUCGACAAAUGCCGCAAAGUUCACUCUUGGAAGUAAACAACUCCGACACCCUUGCACUUUUCAUUUAA